CUUGUGGCCAGCAGUCAACUUCCUGCCGGAAAGUCAACUCAACACGAGUCACGAGGAUUGCGAAAAGGGCAUCUUUUUGAACGUCAGAAGCAAGCUUCUGCAACAAAGAAGGCCGCACAGCAUCCGGGCCAGCAUGCAGGAGGAGGAGGAGGGCGCUUGCACUAAACAGUAACUUUAGUAUCUUCGCUGUCCUGUUGAAACGAGACGUUGAUACUACCUGAGGCGGGACACUUGUGAAGCCUGUUCUGUCCGACAGCACAGGGCUCCUGCAUGGGGCACGGUCGAUUGUGGGGAUGAAACUCUUUGGUACUUUGGAAUUGUCCAUUGAUGAUUGAGCGAGUUCUGCUGUAGCACAGGGCUAAUCUGUAACUGUUGGAAAAGACUCAUGAUGGAGCGGGUCUUCUCAGUUGACGACAUCCUAGGGACUUUCUGGAAGUUGGACACGCAAGGGGAUGGGACGCCAAAGGAGGACCACAGCAAUGGGAAGCUGAGCAAUGGUUUUCCAUCCUCAGCCUCACUGCAGAACCUGCACGCCUUUCAGAAGAUGAGCCGAAGUUCCUCGGAGUUCAUGUUCCAAGAGUUUAUGAAGGAGCACACAGCGGGGCUUAAGGCGGUGGAUUCAGAGAGGAGCCUAGAAAAGUUUGGCUCCAUGAGAAGCCUUCCCUCCGUGGACAAGCUGGACGCAUUCCUCAGUGUACCUUCAGAAAGUAAAUUAGACAAAUUGGAGGAUGGUGGCGGGAGCAACCGAGGGGCCAAGAGCAGCCCGUUUGGCAUGCCAGAGUCACCAACGGCCAGCGCUCUCAACCCUCUCUUCUCAGGACUCAAAAAUGAAGCACCGCCCUCUUCAGAAGAUCAGGGGUAUGCAGACUACCUGCGCAAUCGCCUUGUCAUGGCAUGCGCGGUCGCCUCAACAAGGAUGAUCAGCAAUCCGUCAAAUGGAAGCGAGCAGUCUUUGCAGAAUGGGACUGCAAUGCCGGACUCGCCACUUGGUUCUGCAUCCAUGUUCCCCCCCCUACCUAACACCUCCUACCCUCCGAUGUCCUUGCCCAAGCCCCCUGGUCCGCUUGGCAUCCCUCACCUCCCUGCCAGGCCUAUGGCCUUUGGCAAGAAGGACGCCUCGGGCCCCUCGUCGCGUGACGUCUCAGAGGCUGAGGAUGACAAGGGGUGCAGGAGUGGCGAUGGCAAUGAUUCUCAGGACGAGGACGGGAAGGAUAUGGGGCCAGAUGAUGAGAGGAAGUACAAGAGGAUGCUGUCAAACAGGGAGUCUGCGCGGCGAUCGAGAAGAAGAAAACAGCAGCACCUUAGUGAGCUUGAAUUGCAGGUGGCGCAGUUACGGGUGGAGAACACGACUCUGAUAAAGAGGUUGACAGAGAUAGGGCAGAAGUACAACGAGGCGGCAGUGGACAACAGGAUACUCAAAGCAGACGUGGAGGCGCUGCGCGCCAAGGUGCGGAUCAUGAUGCACAUGACGGGGGUCCAGGACAUCAACAACCCUGAUCUUGACAAAGAGAAGGUGAAGCUGGCUGAGGAGAUGGUAGCAGCUCAAGCCGCCAACCGGUUGAGCACGCGGGGUGGCCCGGCCUACUCGCACUCCCAGGGGUCCUCCUUCCCUCAGAACAGCAAUGCUCCUAGUGAAGGGGGUCCCAACGGAAACGGCGCUGCACCCCAACAUGACGGGCGGGAGGGCAGCGAUACAGCCGACCACGCAGGGUCGCAGAAGGGGCUGCCGCAGCAGCAGCAGCAGCAGUUUGGGAACAAGAUGGGGCGCACGCCGUCGAUGCAGCGGGUGGCCUCUCUGGAGCACCUGCAAAAACGGGUGCGGAGCGGGCAGUCAUGCGGGCCGUCAUGGCAAACUUGGGAAGCGGAUCAACAGUCCAUGCGAGAGCAGACGGAGACGUGACGCCGGGAGAGGACCGCACCAGUAUAGAGGAGCCAAGAGACCAGGUAAAGUGGAGCCCUCAUGUAAAAGGGCCGGCAUGGUUUGCAGCUGAGCAGAGUGGAUGAUUAGCAAUAGAGCAGCACAUGUAGAGUACCGGGAUGUAUAGUGAUCAUGCAGGACAAGUGCUAGCUGAGAGCGAGGGGAGAGCGAAGGGCUUGAACGUUGAGGUUGGUGUCGAUGCUAGUACACACUUGCUUGAUGCAUUCUUCCUCUGUAAAUAGGCACAUUCUUUGGAGCUGUUGGAGCUGUUGAAGUUGCCAGGGUUCAGAGAGUUUUGUACUUGGUUUUGAGUGAGGGUGAAAAUGGAUCCUCAGGGAAUAGAUCCAAAUUGCAGAAACAAGAGCUGAGUAGCAACGACAUUGACGAGUACAGACAGAACAGCUUAUUCUUGUAGCAUUGCGAGGACGCUUGAACGUUUCGCGUGUACCAUGGUUAUCAAACGAUUGCCGAAGGCGUUUCCUGUUGUUUCUGACAUCCAGAGUCAAUCGCCUUCCAUUGAGUCGUAAGUAUGCAAGC
Messenger RNA from Klebsormidium nitens, 2455 nucleotides. The record is from the annotation of a GenBank genome assembly. NCBI's taxonomy places the organism in Eukaryota, Viridiplantae, Streptophyta, Klebsormidiophyceae, Klebsormidiales, Klebsormidiaceae.